AUGUCAACUAAUGGAUAUGGUCAUGGAAUGGCUCGUGCAGCUUCUCAUGCAGGAUCAUGGUAUUCCAGUAAUCCUAAGGAGCUAGACCGUCAAAUAAGUCGAUGGCUGGACGCUGCCGGUGAUCGCGUUGGUGCAGCAAGAGCAAUAGUCUCACCACAUGCUGGAUAUUCAUAUUGUGGAGAUACUGCAGCUCAUGCCUUCAAGCAAAUCGUGCCUGAAAAUGUUGAUCGCGUCUUCGUAUUAGGACCAUCCCACGUUGUCUGCCUAAAUGGAUGUGCUCUUACUACUUGUAGUAAAUAUCGUACACCGAUUGGCGACUUGCACAUUGAUAUGGAAGUUAAUGAUGAACUACGAGCCACACGUCAAUUCGAUCUUAUGGACAGGAGUGAUGAGGAGGCGGAACACAGUAUUGAGAUGCAAAUGCCGUUCAUUGCUAAGGUUAUGGAAGGAAAUCCUAAUGUGACCAUAAUACCGGUCCUAGUCGGCUCGUUAACACCUCCCAAACAACAGGCAUAUGGGAAGAUUUUUGCCAAUUACUUGGAGAAUCCGCGUAACCUAUUUGUUAUAUCGUCCGACUUCUGUCACUGGGGUAAUCGUUUUCACUUUGCUCCUCAUAAUCCGAACAGCGGUCUUGCCAUAUAUGAGCAGAUUACUCAACUCGAUAGAGAUGGUAUGGAUGCUAUAGAGACAUUAAAUCCACAAAUAUUCAACGACUACCUGAAGCGAACUCAAAAUACGAUUUGCGGCAGGAAUCCAAUCACAGUCAUGCUUCAGGCUGCGGAACACUUCAGGAUGAUGAAUAAUCAUACCCACGAAUUCCGUUUUCUGAAGUAUUCUCAGUCAAAUAAGGUUCGUUCAAGACGGUUCCUUUUUCAGUUAUGA
Haemonchus placei is the source of this 882-nucleotide messenger RNA. NCBI's taxonomy places the organism in Eukaryota, Metazoa, Nematoda, Chromadorea, Rhabditida, Trichostrongylidae. The record is from the annotation of a GenBank genome assembly.